Molecule: messenger RNA, 1109 nt
Organism: Magallana angulata
Lineage: Eukaryota; Metazoa; Mollusca; Bivalvia; Ostreida; Ostreidae
Product: histone-lysine N-methyltransferase EHMT1-like
Exons: 4
Coding region: 81-740 (219 amino acids)
Molecular function (GO): protein binding
Source: RefSeq, a predicted model, not a curated record
CGACCCAUCGUGUUAAUCUAUCUACUUACUCUGUCACGAACUUAUCGGUGGUACUUUUUUUUCCAUACCUAUCGGUUACAAUGGAAGUGAACACAAUUUCUGACAAAGAGUUUGUGAAAUGUGUUAACAAUGGGGACUAUAGCACUGUGAAAAAGCAACUGAAAUUAGGAGCAGAUCCCAAUAUUUACGAUGAAGAAGGGAAUCCGCUGCUAUUUCUUCCAAUUAUUAAUGGAGACGAUGAAAUGAUGGACAUUCUUUUGUCCUUUGACAAAUGCAAUAUAAACAUCAUAAGCUACGAUCUACGAACACCAUUGCUGAUUGCUGUGGAACUGGAUGAUCUAGAAUUUGUCAAGAGUCUAAUUAAAUCAGGAGCAAACAUAGACUGUAUAGAUGGGUCUGGGAAGACGCCUCUUCUGUUGGCGCUAGAGGAGGGUCGGUUUGAGAUCGCCGAGUACCUGAUGAAACGGGGAUGUAAUGUCAAUGCCGUGGACGGCCUCGGUCAGAGCGCCCUUCACUUCGUCGCUAACGGCACCCACAGUCACUGUAUCAAAAUGGUGGACAAGAUAAUGAAAAACGGUUUUAAACUAGAGGAAAAUAAUGAGUGGAUACCCGCAGCAAGUGUGAAAUCUCGGACGAUUGGACGAAAAACCAAACUGCCUAAGGUCAUGCGAAGCCUCAGCAUGCGUGUGAAGAAUUUCCCUAGUUUCAGAAAACCUAACCCCAAUACCCCAAAAACAUGACUCAAUGUAUAAACCCAAUUUCAUCAAGUCAAUGAAGAUGAUGAAUUGCAGAAGCACGAUCAAAUCAGGCAGCGCAACCAUCUUAAUGCCAUAAAACCACAUCUAGAGCCCGAUUCCUGGAGGCACAUUGCAGCGCAAGGCUGCCCAUGUUUGACCAUUAAUUUCAUCACAUGACAGUCGGUGCUCACUGGCAGUGGUUAUGCAGUCGUACAUAACUCGUAAAAUCACACUGAAGUAAAGACGGAAAGAGGAAAUGAAUAAAAAUUACAUUCACCACGGACGAAUUCAUUUAUUGUAGAUUGCCUCAGAGAUGGAGCAGAGUAUGACUACAUGUAGUAAUUGGAGCGGAAUAAAAAACGUCAAGCUAAA